Molecule: messenger RNA, 1576 nt
Organism: Linderina pennispora
Lineage: Eukaryota; Fungi; Kickxellomycota; Kickxellomycetes; Kickxellales; Kickxellaceae
Product: glycoside hydrolase
Exons: 2
Coding region: 170-1495 (441 amino acids)
Biological process (GO): carbohydrate metabolic process; chitin catabolic process
Cellular component (GO): extracellular region
Molecular function (GO): chitin binding; chitinase activity
Source: RefSeq, a predicted model, not a curated record
CACACCUUAUACAUCAGACUACCCUCCCCAGACAGGCGCACUUACAGGCUUGCUUCAGACUCACAGUCCAUUUUGUAAAUAUCCCUCUCGUUGGUAUACCACAUACAACCAAAAAUCACAAGUGCAAUGAUUGCAUCCCGAUUCCUGCCCAGCGCCUUGGUGUUCAUUGAUGCAGUUCGCUACGACGCUGGGGCUCACCAACCGACUGGCUGGUAUGCGCAUCGAGGAUGUGCCUGAGCCUGUUAUCAGCAGCGGCAUUCUUAACAACACCGUCGUCUUCGGUUACACGUACGCCCAGGGCAUCAAGGUCGACACCAUCCCGUGGGACUCGCUGACACACCUGGUCCUUGCCUUCUUCAAUGUCGAUGCCGGCGGCAACGUGGUCAGCGGUGCUGGUGACGUGAAGCUUGCGGUGGGCACGGCACACCAGCACGGCGUGCGAGUGAUUGCCUCCAUUGGUGGUUCUGGCGACCCGUCGGCAAUCCUGGCCAAUGUGCUAAGCAACAACAAGACGCGCGCCAACCUUGUGGCGUCAGUAACUGACACAUUCCCGAACAGCGGCCAGCAGAUCAACGAUCUAUAUUUGGCGCUUCGCGGCCAGCGGCAGGCGCUUGAUGCCAAAUUCGGCGACCGUGCCAAGGAGCUCACCAUGACGCUAUACUCGACGGAUGGCAAGUUCGGGCCGAGCGCGCCCAAAGUGGAUGCCAGCAUGUUCUCCGACAUUGUAGACUACGGGCUGCUGAUGGCGUACGACUUUUUUGGCAGCUGGGCCGACAUCACAGCACCAAACUCGCCGUUCUACGACAUCCCGGGUUACCCUGGGCUGUCGUUCACGUCAGCCAUUUCCGCCUGGCUCGAUGCUGGAUGGAGCGCCGACCGGCUUGUGGCUGGACUGCCCUACUAUGGCAGGACUGCCAUUGUCGAGUCAUCUAACGGCACGCAGUUUAUGCAAAACUCCAAGGCUGCGCCUCCCGGCGGACCCGUUAGCAAGAUCGAUGGCGCAUGGACGUGGUUGGACCUGCGCGAUCCGACCGACGGCGCACUCAAGGAGCCUGCCCGCGCCAACCAGGGGUGGGUGCGUACGUGGGACAAUACAACCAUGACGCCAUGGCUGCUGCACAACGUCUCCAGGACCUAUAUUGGCUAUGACGACGCCGACUCGAUCACCAUCAAGACCCAGCACAUGAUCGAGAAAGGACUGGCAGGUGCCAUGGUGUGGAUGAUCAACUACGACUACAAGGGCGAGCUAGGCGCGGUUGUCGAUGAGUACACAGCUGCGUGCCGCCGCUUGGCCAAGGCUGCUUAUGAGGAAACGGCGUCCUCGGAGUUUGGCGACGAGUCAAGCAGCGAGGACGUCGGGAAGUAUACCAGUUCUCACGGCAGCAAGGGCUCGCCGAGCUCGCACAAUGGGCCGAACACGAACUCCGCCUGCCGCAGUGGGGUGUCGGUGUUGGUGCCGGCCAUUUCUCUCCUGCUGCUAGCUGCCCUGCAUUAGAUGAAGGCCAGUAUGGCUGCUAUUGGCAGAAAAUGUGAAUACUACUUUUCCAAUAUGUAUGCUUGAGAAUAAAAACUCAAC